This is a messenger RNA of Amblyraja radiata (thorny skate), 1819 nucleotides long. It is a transcript of the gene hadhb, whose product is annotated as hydroxyacyl-CoA dehydrogenase trifunctional multienzyme complex subunit beta. Gene Ontology annotation, molecular function: acyltransferase activity, transferring groups other than amino-acyl groups. Gene Ontology annotation, biological process: fatty acid beta-oxidation. Lineage: Eukaryota; Metazoa; Chordata; Chondrichthyes; Rajiformes; Rajidae. The transcript is spliced from 16 exons. Bases 84 to 1508 code for a protein of 474 amino acids. The record is from RefSeq and is a predicted model, not a curated record. Gene Ontology annotation, cellular component: mitochondrion.
CGGGGCAGCGAGGGGCCGGAGCGGGGACUAGGGCCCGGACAGCGAGAGGCCCGAGCUGAUAAGGAGAUCACUGAAAUUAAGUCAUGGCUUCCAUGUUGAUGCACACGUUUAGAAACACACCCACCGGCGGUAUAUGGGCUGCAAAAUUAAAUUUACGAUUUUUGAGCUCUGUUUCUCAUACUCAAACCCAAGUGAAAUCAAGCAGUAAGAAAACUCUCGCAAAACCAGGGUUGAAAAAUGUUGUGUUGGUUGAAGGUGUCCGAAUUCCAUUUUUGCAAUCUGGUACCACGUAUGCAGAUCUGAUGCCUCAUGAUUUGGCCAGAGCAGCACUACAAGGGCUACUUACAAGGACCAACAUUCCAAAAACAGAUGUUGACUACAUUGUAUUUGGUACUGUUAUUCAGGAGGUCAAAACAAGUAAUGUUGCUCGAGAGGCUGCACUUGGAGCUGGAUUUUCAGAGAAAACUCCAUCCCACACAGUUACUAUGGCUUGUAUUUCUUCAAAUCAAGCAAUGACUACAGGGUUUGGCCUAAUUGCUUCCGGUCAGUAUGAUACAGUGAUAGCAGGUGGUGUGGAAUUCAUGUCUGAUGUUCCCAUUCGUCACAGCAGAAAAAUGAGGAAGACCUUGCUUUCGCUUACGAGAGCUAAAACAAUGGGACAAAGAUUGUCUCUCAUUGGAAAAAUCCGCCCAGACUAUUUCGCUCCUGAGCUUCCAGCAGUAGCUGAAUUCUCCACCAGCGAAUCAAUGGGGCAUUCCGCAGAUAGACUUGCAGCAGCUUUUGGCGUAUCCCGGAGAGAACAAGAUGAAUUUGCUUUGCGUUCCCAUUCUUUGGCCAAGAAAGCGGAAACUGAGAAGCUUCUUAAAGAUGUCAUUCCGUUCAAAGUGCCAGGCCGUCACACUGUCACCAAAGACAAUGGAAUUAGACCAUCCUCUAUUGAACAGCUGUCUAAAUUGAAGCCAGCCUUUAUAAAACCACAUGGAACAAUUACUGCUGCCAAUGCUUCUUUCCUGACUGAUGGUGCUUCAGCUGUGUUAUUAAUGUCUGAAGAUAAAGCACUGGCUAUGGGCUACAAACCACUGGCUUAUCUAAGGGACUUUGUAUACGUCUCCCAGGAUCCAAAAGAUCAGUUGCUGCUUGGGCCAACAUAUGCCACUCCGAAGGUUUUGGAGAGAGCUGGAUUGAGCCUUGAUGAUAUUGAUGUCUUUGAGUUCCAUGAAGCAUUUGCUGCCCAAAUCCUGUCUAAUUUGAAAGCUAUGGAUUCUGAGUGGUUCGCAAAAACAUAUAUGAACAGAAAUUCAAAGGUUGGUGUUCCUAAAAUGGACAAGUUUAACUGUUGGGGUGGUUCAUUAUCCCUGGGACAUCCUUUUGGUGCCACCGGUUGUCGCCUUGUUACAACGGCUGCUCACAGACUGAUCGCAGGAGGUGGACAGUAUGCACUGAUCGCAGCUUGUGCUGCUGGAGGACAGGGUCAUGGAAUGAUUGUUGAAACCUAUCCCCAGAAAUGAAAUCUGCUUUUCUGAUCAGUGCAAUAGAAAAUUAAAUGAAGAGCCAAAAUAUCCUGCUAAUCUGAGCAGAUUCCUUUUGAAAAUACCAUCCACAUUUGUCAAUAAAAAAAAUUAAACCAUUGAAUCUGUAUCUCAAAUAAGGAACUUUGGAGAGCUUUUAAUAUUUGACUUUCUUUCUGUACAUUACAAGGCUAGUCCAUCUUCCAGCUAAGAAUAUAGAUUAUUACUGUUGAUUUGUGGAUAUUGCAGAGGGACAGAGUUGCAUUAAUAUCAAAUUGUGCCUUACUCAUUAAUAAACCAUGAACUUGUUA